Toxorhynchites rutilus septentrionalis is the source of this 1416-nucleotide messenger RNA. RefSeq lists its product as uncharacterized. The transcript is spliced from 4 exons. The coding region runs from base 117 to 1265 and encodes 382 amino acids. Lineage: Eukaryota; Metazoa; Arthropoda; Insecta; Diptera; Culicidae. The record is from RefSeq and is a predicted model, not a curated record. Gene Ontology annotation, molecular function: nucleotidyltransferase activity.
CUCAAGGUGGAAAAAACUUAAAAAUAAACAAACCAAAACAAAACAUCGAUACGCUUCUUCAUUCGUUUGUUGGGAGCUCGGGCGCACAGUCGAUAGUAUUGUUUUCCGCCUGGAAAAUGAUUCAGUUCCAUCUACAGCUGUUGGGCUCCCGUCUUGUUUCACAGGCGGAAAACUAUGACCGUACCAUUCACUGGAUUGAUAGCCGGAUAAUUGAGCAUGGAAAAAAAUUGCUUGAAUUGAUUAGUGAUCUGCUGAAGAAAGAUUGCUACAAAAGUUUCAGAACAUUGGUUUUCAAUGGCUUCGAGGUUUUCCGGGAAAACGUUGUUUUUCGAACGUCUGUUUCCUGUUGUACGAGAGCCCUGUGUGAUUCAGAGACGCUAUCGAUACAUUUGGCAGAUGGCAAAAAACACAAAGAUGACUUAGAGAAGGAUAAAAGGCUUCUGGCUGUCAAUUUCUUCAUCCAGAUUCAAGUGGUUUCCAUUAUACUCAAACGCUAUUUAGGUGACUAUGAGCGAAUAGAUAAGAUUACUGCGGAUUAUUUCCGCAAAGGACAUGCGCUUAUUGAACGCAUACUUAAGAAGCCACCUCGCAAGGAUGUAAUCUGCAACAAUACUUUCUUCAAAGUGGAUGUCAGGAAGAGUAAAAUCCUGUUCGAUUACACGUGCGCUUUGUGUCAGAGAAAAGGCGUGAAGCAGUGUCAGCUCGUUAAUGCCAUCGGUUGGUUUAAGAUAUUGAAUGAUUCGAUAAAAGUCAAUCCGAUUCUGCACUUGGAGAGUAAAUUGCACAGCAAAAGCAUUCAAUAUUUGCCCAAAGAUGAACUGCUUAUUCGUGAGAUCGAAAAUAAUCCCUCAUUAUCGAUGGCCGGGAUAUACCUGUUGAAUGUUACUGAGUAUGAAUUGACCGAUAUGUGCGUGAUUGGCCAGCAAACUAAAUGGGAUUCGAAAUUUCAUAAAAUCGAAAAAUAUCUAACAGCACAAUUAUCUGAAAAGUUGGGGGAGAUAAGCAUCCUCUUCUUUGGUUCACGAGUUAUGGGAACUGGCAAUCGUGAGUCCGAUUAUGAUGUGUUAAUUAAAUCGAGUGUUAGCAAGAGAAAUAAGAGGUGUCUUAAUCUAUGCAUUGGAUGGGCUAGAGAAAAUCCCAAAGAAGUACAAAUCAUCCGUAUGGUUCCUGAUGGCCCCAUGCUAGUAUGUGUCUACGUUAAGACACUCGGAGUCACGUUGGAUCUCACCUUUGGAACCCCAUGUGGAAACGUGAAGCUGGAAUAGCAAAUUUUCAUGACAACCUGCUGGCUAUGCUGGUUAUAUUUUUUAUGCAGCAAGAAAAGUAUUUUCCACCGAUUAGCUCUCUACUAAUUGGACCUCCCCUGGAGGAGGAUAUAUACAACACGCGCUUUCAUAGAAACAUUCCGAACCCACC